AUGUUAGGAUAUUGUUAUGAUAUUGGUGAUGGUAUUUCUCAAAAUUAUAAUGAGGCUUUAAAAUGGUACACGUCAUCUGCCAAUAAUGGAAAUUAUUUAGCACAUAAUAAUUUAGGUAAUCAUUAUGAACAAG
Dentiscutata erythropus is the source of this 133-nucleotide messenger RNA. The record is from the annotation of a GenBank genome assembly. NCBI's taxonomy places the organism in Eukaryota, Fungi, Glomeromycota, Glomeromycetes, Diversisporales, Gigasporaceae.